CUAUCUCCUAUCUUAUUCAUUCCUUUUUUCCUUUCACCCAUCUCACUUGCAGUGUGACGUUGGCCUGCUUAUUAUUCUGUGUGCUGUGUUAGUUUGAAUGCGCACAUAGUAAUUGGCCCGUUCUGAACUUGUUCCCAUUAUUUCUUAUCUGUCAAUGCAAGAGCGUCCUCACACCACCAUGUCGUUGGUCGAACCCGAAACCAAAUCUCCACUAGACACUACCGAGACCAAGAAGACCACACCAUCUUCCACCAGCAUCUACAGUCGAUACAAACUACCAAGCGGUCCAAAAACAGACAGUCAUAACUCGUCACCCGAAUACAAGCGAAGUUUUACCUUGGACAGUCUCAGCUCUAUAGGCUCCUCCUCUGACAGUAUCAGUACUUGGAAAACACCGACGCCUUCCACGAGCACGCUCACCCCUUCGGCAGCCAUCCGUAACCAAUAUUAUCAAUCGCAUCAUUAUCUUCAAGACUACAGUAUUGGUUCCCACACCAACGAUAAUGCAUCAUCACGGAUUCCCAGCCCUCGGCAGCGAUUGUAUUCGCAAGACUCAUCAUCAGAUACCACCUCCCUAGAGGCGGGCGACGAUCUGAUCUAUCGAUCGAGUUCAGCAGCAUACGUGGCUCAAAAACCGUCCAACCCACCAAGUUUACAUAGUUUCAGUGAUGCCGGUUCGAUUAUUUCCUUGCGCACGGAGUACAACGAUUUGGAUGACGCUCGUUCGAUCUCCAGUAUUCAAACCGUCGGUGAUUUCAGGGGAAACGCUCAUCAGCGGUCAUCCCAUACAACGACUACCAAAGUUUCGCGUUCAGGCACCAUUUUUCGUUCAAAAACCGGUGCCGAACCCAAGAUCGUGGUCGAGGAUGGCAGUGGAUCCGACCAUCCACCACAUCAAUCCAGCGAUCGUGACAGUAUCCGCAGUACUAGUGGUGCCAGUCUUCUAUCCCGUUUAUCUCGAUCCACCGCUCCCAUGCGCGCCAAACUCUCCGCAAUGUCACGAACCGGCAAAAUGGAUCAAUUGAGACAUUUACGAGCCGAUACAUCGUUUUCCAUGUCGCUUCCAUUACGUCGUUCAGCUGAAAGCGUUUACAACAUGCCCGUCACCCCACGACGUUACGGCCAUCGUAUCCAGGGAGAACGAUCGCAGUCGUUUUCCUUUGGCAAUGAGACACCUGUCACCAUUGUUCCUGUCGCUACCAAGGAAACGUUACCCGUCAUCUAUCCUGCACUUUUAUCCAAAGUAGCUGAAGCGAUGAAAGAGCGAGUGACUGUAGCCACCCGAACCAAGGACAGUAUCAAGUACAAAGAGGCCUUUGACGGACGUGAAGCAGUGGACAAAUUGGCGCAGCUGAUCAAAACAAAGGAUCGUAACCUUGCUAUUCUGCUGGGUCGUGCGUUGGAUGCUCAAAAAUUCUUCCACGAUGUGAAUUACGAGCAUCGACUACGUGAUUCGCCAUCGGAAUUGUAUCAGUUUCGAGAGCAUAUCAAUGUACGUCCCCAGAGCCAGUUAUUGGCCUAUGAUGAGGAAACAUUGACACCGUACGAUGAUGAAGACCGCUCCGAAUUGAAAUUUCCCGUAUGCCGAAAAGACGACGACGAAGGUUUACCCAACGGCGUGUUCACCGUGCUCACCGAUUGCUACUCCCCGACAUGUACACGCGAUAAACUUUGCUACAGUGUGUUUUGUCCACGACGUCUUGAACAGCAAGCACGGCGUACGGCCGCCCGAAGCCAUCAGCGUUCGAACAGUCAAUGCUCAUUCACCGAGCAGGAUGAUCGUUUAUGGAUCAACAAUGUCCCUCGAGAGAUUUCAGAAAAACUGAGCCAUGCGGAACGAAAACGACAAGAAAAUAUUUUCGAGCUGAUUUACACUGAAAAGGAUUUUGUCGAUGAUUUAGCUUACCUCAACAAGUAUUGGAUCAAUCCAUUGCUAGAAGGCAAUAUGAUUCCCAGCGAACGUCGCCAGGAAUUUGUUCAUUCGCUGUUUUGGAAUAUCAUGGAAAUCCACAGUGUGAACUUGAAAUUAUUGGAGGCCUUGCAAAAGGCCCAAUCCAUGCAUCCGGUUGUCCACAAAGUGGGAUCUGUGAUGCUCAAUCACGUCGGUCAAUUCCAGCCUUUUGUGCAUUACGGCGCUCAUCAAAUGAUCAGUAAAUACAUAUUUGAAACUGAAAAAUCUACCAACCCAGAGUUUGCCAAGUUUGUGCAGACAACUGAACGACUUGCUCAAUCACGUAAACUGGAACUGAAUGGAUAUCUCACCAAGCCAACGACGCGUUUGGGACGGUAUAAUUUACUGUUGCGUGAAAUUUUGAAACAUACGCCACGGGAUCAUCCCGAUCAGACCGAUAUUCCAAAGGCGAUGAGUAUAAUCAGCGAAUUCCUCAGCAGUGUCAAUACUGAAACAGGCAAGGCGGAGAAUCGAUUCAAUCUUCAGUUGCUGGAAGAACGGCUCAUGUACAAAGGAUUGUCGGAUUUCGAUCUGGAUCUAGGCAGUGAAUCGCGCCAAAUUGUAAUGAAAGGCACUUUGAAAAAGAAGGGCAGUGGAUCUGAAUCCUCAGAUUUGACCGUCUUCUUAUUGGAUCACUGCUUGCUGGUGACCAAGCAAAAGUUUAUUCGCAAUGAGGAAAAGUACAAGCUGCAAAGAAAACCCAUCCCUUUACCGUUACUGUCCAUCUCGCUACCGGAUCAGACCAACAAGCGAGCAAGUACCAUUAUACCUUAUGGACGCCCCAGCACGGGUUCGACAUCUCUCAGUAGUCUGGAUAUCCCGCUUCAGCCGAGCGGCAAAACGGGCUACCCCAUUUCACUGGUUCAUUUAGGAAAACAAGGCACAGGCCCCAUUACACUUUAUGCCACCACCAUGGCCAGUCGUCGACAAUGGGUGGAAAAGAUUGAAACCCAACGCCAAGCCCUUGUUGACAAGCAAAAAGUGUUUGACGUCGUACCCAUCAGUGAAAAGUUCUUUAGUUCAUUCAACAAGGUCAACUGCAUCGCCACCUUUGACCAUGGGAAUCACUUGGUUCUCGGUAGUGACCAAGGCGUCUAUUUGAAGAAGAACAACCAAAAGGGGACGGAGCUCGUACGGAUUCUUGCCAUGGAAAAAGUGUCGCAGAUCGAUGUACUGGAAGGUCCCAAGUUGAUCCUUGUGCUUGCAGACAAGACGCUCUACACCUAUUCACUGGAAACGCUCUUGUCGCAUGAGUCCGGGAUUAAGCGAGGGCGUAAAAUUAGUAGCCACGUGUCGUUCUUCAAAGUGGGUAAGAUUCUUGACAAGAAUGAUCCGGAUAAGCCAACGGAAAAGACUUUGGUCUGUUUUGUGCGAUUUAAUGCCAUCACCUCUACGAUUCGUGCGCUUGAACCCUAUGAAAACACCGAUCCCAAGAAAAAAAGCAAACACAACUUUGGACGACUGAUUCGUGGAUCCAAUGAAGUGCUAAAAAUAUACAAGGACCUGUACAUACCAGGCGAAGCUUCAUCCCUUCAGUUCUUCAAAAACAUCAUUUGUGUCGGCAGCGCGCGCGGAUUUCAAAUGGUGAACAUCAGUUCGGCCGAAGUCCAGAGUGUGUUGGACCCUACGGAUGACCAAAACAAGAGUGUAUUGCAGCGCGAAAGCCUAAAACCGAUCUCCAUGUUUCGACAUCGAGACGGAAAUAUCCUUCUCUGUUAUAACGAAAUGGCGUUUUACAUUGACAAGAAGGGUCGACGCGUACGAGACGAUUGGGCCAUUUACUGGGAAGGUAGCCCGUCCGCUUUUGCUUUCCGGUUCCCGUACAUUGUUGCUUUCAAUGCCAAUUUCAUUGAAGUGCGCCACAUAAACACGGGUGACUUGGUUCAGGUGAUACCCGGCAAUGAUAUCCGCUGUCUUCGACCGGAUUCCAAUGAUACAAUUCACGGAGUCAUGGACGAUCGUGUGGCUGGAACGGAAGUGAUUUUUGAACUUAAGCUGGUCGAUAAUAGCCUUACCACCGCCAUUCUACAGUAAUUUCUCAAGUAAUUUAUUUUCCACUUGCCAGUUUGCCUCUUUUUUUUUUUAUACAGUUGUCUAUCAUGUCGCUCUCUCCUAUACUCCCUUAUUUUUUUAUUUGUUGUAAGCAUGUAUUUUUCAUCCAUUGUUAUGUAGGAUCCUCUCCGACUUCCCCUCGUUUUGUUCUAAAACCUCUUUUUGCUUUAAUCCUUAUCUCUUAGUCCGUUUCAAAGUGGCCAACAGUCGAGGCUUGGUAGCCCACAGUCAACCAUUAGAUUAUAAGAUAUCAUGAACAGAUACCUAUGUCGCCCAUUGAUUCACUCAAUC
Messenger RNA from Radiomyces spectabilis, 4294 nucleotides. RefSeq names its product CNH domain-containing protein. The transcript is spliced from 12 exons. Bases 155 to 3985 code for a protein of 1276 amino acids. Gene Ontology annotation, biological process: intracellular signal transduction. Lineage: Eukaryota; Fungi; Mucoromycota; Mucoromycetes; Mucorales; Radiomycetaceae. Gene Ontology annotation, molecular function: guanyl-nucleotide exchange factor activity; protein binding. The record is from RefSeq and is a predicted model, not a curated record.